UACGUACCCUACCUACUCCGUACCACGUACCUACUCUUCUUCCCAAUUCCUGCUUCUGCCCAUAAUUCCCCGUAACCUACCGCUCCUCUCCACGUCAAACUCUAAAUUCUACCAUCACCACAACAUACCUCCACCCACACCAAAAUGCCCGCCGCGCAAACCCAGAAGAAGCAGCCCAACGGCCUCCGCAAGUCGACAGCAAAGUCGGCCGCCCCAGCUGUGGCGAGGUCGUCGCCCUCGGCCUAUGAGAUCAUGGCCGGCCGCAUUGCCAACCGCGUCGCCGAGUUGGCAGAAAACUACACCUUCGUCGAGCGCCCCAAGCCCCAACCCGCGCAGGCGCCCGACUACAACAACCUCGAGGAGCUCCUCGCCAAGCUGCCCAGCAAGAAGCAGCCGCGCAAGCUCGAGAUCCGUCUGCCCAACAACGGCCAGAAUGACGUAGCCUUUUCGGCGCCCUUCCUGGACAACACCUUGGGCAAGAUGCUGGAGCUGCAAAACCGCAUGCUCCAGGUCGGCAGCGACCUGGCCAAGAACGAAAACAUCGACGAGGCGACCAAGAAGGAGCAAUUUGCCCAGAGCGCCGAGCUUAGUCGCAUCAUUGCUCUUAUUUGUGCCGAGAAGGCGCGGCAGGGUGCUUGAGCCUAGAUGCUGAUUCUGGCAUGUGCAUGAAAGUAUGACGAUUUGGCUUGAGAUGUUUGCUUAGCUGGCGUCUUGGAUAUAGGUUCGGUCGAGUUUUGGGUAACGAUGGUCACGUAUGUACAACAACAUCAAUAUCAAAAUCCAGGUGUCAC
This is a messenger RNA of Aplosporella prunicola CBS 121167, 791 nucleotides long. RefSeq lists its product as uncharacterized. The record is from RefSeq and is a predicted model, not a curated record. Bases 145 to 639 code for a protein of 164 amino acids. The transcript is spliced from 2 exons. NCBI's taxonomy places the organism in Eukaryota, Fungi, Ascomycota, Dothideomycetes, Botryosphaeriales, Aplosporellaceae.